AUGGACGUGGAACAGCAAAAGAUAGAAAGAUCUCCUAUGCUUGAUCGAUCGAUUCAAGAUGUAUCCAUAACCUCUGAAGAACACCUUCUCUACAAUGUUGAUUUAAAUCAACAGUGGAAGUUUACACCUGGGACUUUCUUCUCAAAAUUUUAUCCGCUUCUUAUUCACAUGUUGAUUCUGUGUAUCUACACAGCAUUAAUAUUUAGCAUUAAUGAAAGACCUAUCAAAUUACGCUUUAAAAGUGAAUUAAAUGAAGCUGAAUCUCAUAUUCGGUAUGAAGAACGUAUUUUCAAUGUUCUUUCUGUCGCAAGGCCUCAAAAAGGGAGAAUACCAAGCCCUUUUGAAGGUCGCCCAACGCCGGAAAAUAAUGAAAGAUGGAAGAAUUUAACUGAUCUGAUGCUUUAUGGUGCCACGAAAGAAGAGGCGGCACAGUUAUCCACGCCCACGGUACAGGCAUACGAUGACAAUACGGUCUAUCCUGUGAUUAUCUCUGUUUAUCAUCAUCUUCAUGACCGACUUCGCCGCCAGGCAUGGGGCGACACAAAUCCCAACGACGAAUCUGAGAAGUUCAGGUUAAUGCAUACCGAUCACUGCGUGGAAAAUCUCCGGCAAGCCCUUCUUUGUCAUGGUGACACCACGCCAGUCCCACUGUUUUAUACUACAUUUGACGAGAAUGGGGUACCUGAAAAUUAUGAUGCGGCGUGGGAAGUACCACACACUUGCCGAAAUGAGCAGAAAUUGCAGAGUUGGGCUGAAAAGGGUCAUGAGAUUUUCAAGACGGGGAGAUUACCGCAUUUCAUUCCGGUUGCAGGGGAUGAUUAA
Messenger RNA from Glarea lozoyensis ATCC 20868, 822 nucleotides. RefSeq lists its product as uncharacterized. The record is from RefSeq and is a predicted model, not a curated record. Bases 1 to 822 code for a protein of 273 amino acids. The transcript has 5 exons. Lineage: Eukaryota; Fungi; Ascomycota; Leotiomycetes; Helotiales; Helotiaceae. Gene Ontology annotation, biological process: mycotoxin biosynthetic process.